AUGGCGGACAUUUACAGUCAUUCCUAUUGCAACAUAUCUGCCGUUGGGGCGUCGCAUAAACCCUCCGCCAUUGGUUUGUUUGGUCCGCCAAAGCUGAACCCAAGACUUCUUCAGCCUUGUACAGUCAAUGUGCCAUUGAAGGAUCGAAAUAAGGGGAUGGUUGAUGGGCCUUGGCUAAUUUGGAAUGAUUCGAUCUGGGAAAGCGAUAUUGAGAACUCGCCUUUGAGCUCGCGCGGCUGGGUCGUUCAAGAGCGGUUCCUGAGCCCCCGCAUUCUUCACUUUUCUCCAAACCAAAUGUACUGGGAAUGUCUGCAGAGUAUCCAUUGCUCAAGUGACCCUGACGGAACACUGUUGAGUCUUGGAACAAAGGAGCGCGCAUAUCUCGAAACCACGGAUUACAAAUCUUCGAGAUUGGAUCUAGCCCAGAGUACUCCGACCCCAGCACAGCCCGGCGAGCGUCCAGAGUACAUACACCAUAGGCAUUGGGGCACCAUGGUCUCAAUUUACAUUGCUUGCCACCUUACGGAGGAGUCCGACAGAUUCAUCGCCAUGUCUGGUAUUGCCAAGGCCUUUCGCGAGGUGAAAGGUGACACAUAUCUCGCAGGGUUGUGGAAGAGAACCCUGCAUGCAGAUCUCUCGUGGGAGACAAGUGCAAGCCAAGGGAACCGAACUCGGCGUAAUAAAGCCUACGCCCCAUCGUGGAGUUGGGUAUCCAUUGUGGGAGACCAUGUGCAACUCGCUAUUCCCCGGGGUAAAUUCGCGAAUCUCCCAGUGGCUCUCAUCAGGCUUAUUGGCGAACGUAUCGUGCCAGAUCCUCCCAAUGGUGACCCCCUUGGUUUACUUCAAUCGGCAGAGCUUGAUAUUGAGUGCAUGAUAUAUCAUUACCGAUGGGUAGGGGACUCAAAGACGGUCGUAGUCUAUUCGGACAACGAAAUGACGCACCAAUAUGCUGAGAUAAGUCAUGCAUCUGGCGAUUUCAAACUGGAUACAUCAGACCUCGUCAGAAAGUUUGACGAAGCAGACAAGAUCGAGGGUGUGUGCUUCCCGUUGUUUGGCGUUUAUGAGGGUUAUGGCGGAGGGCAUAAUAAAUUCCUAGUUUUGGAACCUCAAGCAAAGAAUGUAUACAAACGUAUAGGCCUCUUUCGAGUAGGAGGGAUUGGCAAUUACAUUUCUAGCUGGUCCGGUCAAGGUUCAACUAUCACACUUGUUUAG
Molecule: messenger RNA, 1212 nt
Organism: Clonostachys byssicola
Lineage: Eukaryota; Fungi; Ascomycota; Sordariomycetes; Hypocreales; Bionectriaceae
Source: the annotation of a GenBank genome assembly